Messenger RNA from Delphinapterus leucas (beluga whale), 5040 nucleotides. The record is from RefSeq and is a predicted model, not a curated record. Lineage: Eukaryota; Metazoa; Chordata; Mammalia; Artiodactyla; Monodontidae.
CCUUUGGGCUCACACCAUUGAUACCUCUGAUCCUGAUGACAAAUGCCAAUUUGGGUUCCGCGGGUUGGUCUCCACUCAUCUCUUUUAAUCUUGAAGACUUCAAAAUAUACCUGGAUCUACCAUUUUUUUUGAAAACUCCAAUACCAAGCAAUCAGUGACCCACCGUGCUCUUGUUAUAAUAUAGAAGCUUUUCAGUUCUCCAACUCUAAACAAGAUUUUCUCCCAUUUUCCCAUGAAGCCACAUUGUUGUUUAUUCACUUUAGUGGUGAGUGUUACUGUGCCAGCUGCUUUUGCUUUGGAAGAUGUAGGCUUCAACCAAAUGACCCCGCUGGGAGCAAAUCAUAGUUCUUCCAAUGCAUCAUUUCUCCCAAGUUUUGAACUCUCAGCAGAUUCCCACUCAGGUGAUGAUGUCAUCAUAGCCAGAGAGGGAACUAGUGUUUCAAUUGAGUGUCUUCUCACAGUCGACCACUAUGAAGGUGUCUAUUGGUGCAACUCAAAAGGACAGCAGCUGGAUAACAGAGGCAGAGGUGGAAAAUGGUUGGUUUCUGAUAACUUCCUGAAUAUCACCAACAUAGCCUUUGCUGACCGUGGGCUCUAUACAUGUUUUAUCACCUCUCCGAUCCGUGCCUCCUACUCGGUCACCCUGCGUGUUAUCUUCACCUCGGGAGACAUGAGUGUCUACUACAUGGUUGUUUGCUUGAUUGCCUUUACAAUCACUCUCAUCUUGAAUGUCACACGGCUGUGCAUGAUGAGCAGCCAUCUUCGUAAAACUGAGAAAGCCAUCAAUGAAUUCUUCCGAACUGAAGGGGCAGAGAAACUUCAGAAGGCCUUUGAGAUCGCAAAACGCAUCCCCAUCAUCACCUCAGCCAAGACUCUGGAGCUCGCCAAAGUCACACAGUUUAAAACCAUGGAGUUUGCUCGUUAUAUUGAAGAACUGGCAAGAAGCGUCCCUCUGCCACCUCUUAUUCUAAACUGUCGGGCCUUUGUAGAGGAGAUGUUUGAGGCUGUGCGAGUGGAUGACCCUGAUGACAUGGGAGAAAGAAUUAAAGAGAGACCUGCCUUGAAUGCUCAGGAUGGCAUCUUUGUCAUUAACCCAGAGAUGGGCCGGAGUAUUUCACCAGGAGGAGAUUCGGAUGAUGGUUCCCUGAGUGAACAAGGCCAGGAGAUAGCAGUUCAGGUUUCUGUCCACCUUCAGUCAGAGACCAAAAGUAUUGAUACAGAUUCUCAAGACAGCAAUCAUUUCAGCCCGCCUGAUGAUACAGGAUCUGCUGAAUUGAACUCUAACUACAAAGAUGGGGCAUUUGAAAGCUGCCAGCUGUGAGCUACCCCAGUACCUACAAAAAUGGCUCUCAGAAAAGGAACCUGUUUCAUGCAGGAAAUAACAUUUUUACCAAAAGAUAAGUAGGACUUAACCCCUUGCUCAUAUUAAGCACAUCAGGACAUGAAUUGUUACCAAAAUCUUUCUAAAAAUUCAGUGUUUUCCCUAUCUGAUUUUUCUCAGUCAUUUACCGUGAGCUUGAUUAAAUGACACAUGUUGAGAUUUAAAGGGACCUGAGACAUCAGCCUAAUGGGGAAAGUACCACACGCAGAAUUACAUGGCUUCUCUUCUGGUCAUGGUUCUUCCAUUGUUAGGGCUGACACUUUAGGCCUCAGUUUUCCCACUAACAAGAUGAGGGAUUUGCACUGGAUGAUAUCUAAAGACAUUUCUGGCCUUCUAACUUCUUACCUGCCACCUUUAAACCAAAAGAAUCUUCAGCCCAUUUCUGAAUAAAUGCUUCCCUAGACUUUGAGUCCCUUUUUAUGGAAAGGACCAAGCUGAAACUUUGUGAUUUGGAUUCCCACACCAAUGCUAUGCAUAGAGGUGUGGGUGUUUUUCAGAUGUCUUGCUGGUGGAGCAUACAGUUGUAUAUGCUAGGUUGAAUGUCUCCAGUGUAGCCCAUGUGUGUAUCGUUAUACAGAUACCGGGGAGCUAACUGCUCAUUAGUAAGCUACUUUCCAUGAGUAAAUUGGAACUUGUGGGGGUGUAUCAUGUCUUUUUAACUUACUGAGGCAUCAUUUAGCUCAUUGAGCCGGCAGUGAUUUCCCAACUGUUCUCCAAAAGUGAACAGUUCGUUCCUAAAGAAUAAUGUCUUCAUUGUUUUUAGAAUAAGAAACAAUGUCAAAUCAUCUGUGUCUGGUAAAUUAAUGGAUUUUGGCAUUUCUGUUCAUAGAAUUUCUCAGGCUUUCCCUGUUUAAAAGUACUGGACUCUAUGAGAUAGUUCUGUGUUUGGGAUCCCAUUCCAGGAGAAAACCCACAGCUGAAUUCCUCUUUAGACCUCUGUCAACACUCUUGCCCUCCGUGGUCUUUAAUAUGGUGCUAAAGGUUGCAUGCCUCCUUAUCUUGUUUGUCUUGUUUAUAUUUUAUUGUUGAGGUUUUUAUUUUUGUGUACUUCAGGUGUAGAAUUUUGAGCUAGGGCUGCUUUUGUGGCCUUUCUGAGAAGCACUAACCUGAAAUAAGAUUAGAUAAUGGUGUGUGGUGUAUGUUACUAUACUAAAUAUAUAGAUACUAAUACAGAUGGAUAUAUAUAUACACACAUACAGAUGAUCUAGAUAUAAAGAGGGAGAAAAAUUAUGAGGGAUGCCACCUGAUUCAACUGUGUAUAAUAAACACUUAGGACAGUAUUUCUUGCCUGGCUGAGAUCUGAUAUAAUGGAAUUGUACAUACUCUUCAAAAUAAUUUCUUCAGCUACAGUAAGCUUGGCGUCAUAUAAUUUUAAGAACUUGGCAGUGGAGCUCCAUGUGCUUCAUGUUUCUUCAUUUGGCUUCUGAUUACUGAAGCAUUACUUGAACAGAGGUUCCUGAGAGAAAUGUUUGGGGGAGGUUUUUAUCAGGAUUUUAAUUUCAAAUGGAGGAAGGCAGGAAAUUCGAAGUGUGACCAGAUAGAACUCCUUUCUCCUUUGUGAAGGCUUAUCAGAAGUAAUAUAUCUGCUCUGGAUAGCAUGAAUGAAUCGAUGUGCAGUUUUAUCAGAUGGCAUUACAGAUAAUGAUAAUGCUGCCUUUUCUGUCUCUCAGGCUGUUUCCAUGGAAACCUCCAGAGCCAAACAAAAGCUACCCGUCAUUUAGCCAAAGCUUGUCUUGGCUCAUAGACCUGUAUUUCUUUAAAGAACACUGUUUUCAUACAUUUGGCUAUGAGAGCAAGGGCUCUUGAACAUGCCCUAGAUUAUAGAACACUUUUUCCCUUCCCAGAAUGUUUCUCUUGAAAAUGUAAAAAAUUUUUAAAUCCCUUGUCUGAGGUCUGUCCCCUGAAUGUCCCUCAGAUCUUUAGAUAGCACCUUGCAACCUGUCCCAAUAUAGCAGGUUUGGGGUCAUUUUUAGAAUAUAGCUUGUCACAUUAAAGAGAAUGGAUUUACCCCACAUGUUCUCAUAACAGACAUGGGCAUUUGGGACCUUAAUGUAGACAUAUUUAAUGAUCAAAGUCUUGAGAAACAGGGCUUUGGAAAAAUACAAGAAAUAUUGGGAAAAAAAUAAGUUUGCACAAUACUAUAUAACAAGUAUAGGCUACUCCAGUGUAUCCUAGAUAAAUCACUUUAGAAAUGUAACGGUGACUUAAUUUGGUGGUCAAAGUAACUGGAUUACUUUGAGUAUUCCAGGUUAAGGUGCCACUGAUAAGGAAUUAAAGUAGGUCAAAAUUUAAGUGGAGCUGGUAUUACUUUCUAAAUCUAGUUGUUCAGAGGAAGAAAACCACACUCACUAACAUUUUCUGUAGCUAAUCAAAUACUCUUCAUAUAUUAUUAAUACCCAUGCUGUCUUUUUGUAAAAUCCUUAACCUUUUGAACUUAAACUCCAGUAACAGUCUUUUGACAAUAGUGGUAGUGUAAUUAUCCUUCUGUCUUGCUAGAUUUUAUGGUUAGUGAAAAUGCCUUUACUCAACAAACUGUGUUUGAAAUAGUUAUGUCAUCUCAUUUACAAAUUCUGUCUUGUAGUGUGAUUUAAUGAACCUUACUGUCCUUAUGAAAUGAAAUGGUGGCUUUGUGAAAUAAAUUUACCAAAAAUAGACAUGUGAACAUUUUUAGAGAUUCCUUACCAGUUGAAAUCAGACAGACAGGCACCUUUUGAGCUGAUACCGCGAUUAGUUUAUAGGCAGUUUGAUAAGCCUGUCCUCAAAGUCGCAUCUGUUCUGAUAGUUUAGUUCUUGAGUCUGGCCCAGUGAGUGUUUAUAUUUCCUACCAACUACCUUGAUAUAAAUAUCUUGGGAGUCGCUGACCUGGAAUGGUUGUGAGGAGGCUCCCGGCUUCUUCACCUCGCUUACCACGUAUUUUAAAGUCGAAAUACCCAGCUUCCCUUUUGUCCUCCAGCCACAGUGAACCCCUUGGCACAGUCCUCUCCACGCCCUGCAUGUAGUUUCAACCUAAAUCAGAGUUUGUAUUCUGUGUCACAGAGCAGCAUGGGAGCGUGAAUGCUUGUUUUCCAGGGCCCGGCCAGUCAUGGGUGCUAGCCUUGCCUCCUCACAUCAGCUACGGUAACACAAGUAUACCAGAUUUCCUGAAUCACUAUUAAGAGAACACAGUCUUUUGUCCCCUACGCCAGCAAUGUUAAAAGUGCUAAGCCUUGGGCUUCCCUGGUGCGCAGCGGUUGAGAGUCCGCCUGCCAAUGCAGGGGACACGGGUUCGUGCCCCGGUCCGGGAAGAUCCCACAUGCCGCGGAGCGGCUGGACCCGUGAGCCCUGGCUGCUGAGCCUGUGCGUCCGGAGCCUGUGCUCCGCAACGGGAGAGGCCACAACAGUGAGAGGCCCGCGUACCACACACACACACACAAAAAAGUGCUAAGCCUUAUGCAUAAACUCCUAGAUUCUCAACACAUUUCAUAAGAGUAAAUGAGUUGUUUAAUAUGGUUUAGAUGAUGUUUAAAUGGUUACCAUGUUAAUGAAUACUUACAUUAAAAUUUUGUCCUUUUUUUAAAAAAAGUUGUACUUGAAUGUAAUGUAUUAAAUGUUCAAUGGAGUGUAUUUCAUUUGUCUGAAGUCUUCUAUAGAGAUACAUUCUUUUUUUUUUUUUUUUUUUU